Messenger RNA from Trypanosoma rangeli, 1059 nucleotides. Its product is annotated as putative glucosamine-6-phosphate isomerase, putative,glucosamine-6-phosphate deaminase. The annotation marks the transcript as partial. Lineage: Eukaryota; Euglenozoa; Kinetoplastea; Trypanosomatida; Trypanosomatidae. The record is from RefSeq and is a predicted model, not a curated record. The transcript has a single exon.
UCUGCGCCUCCGCCGCCACCAGCAGCAGCAGCAGCAGCAGCGCCAGCAGCAGGGACGUCCAAGUCAGUAAGGCCUUAUGCAAGAGGCCCCAACGUUUCUGCGACGCGGAGUGAACCAGUCUAUGUGCCGAUCGUAGAGCGCUAUGGAUCCGGUGGGGAUCAUCACGAGGCACAUCAACGAAUGCCCGCGGGGGUGGAUAAGGCGCCAUCGACAAAGGAAUAUUCUUGCGUCUGUGUAGGGGCGAAUGACGCCGGUGAAGAAAAUAGGGCUGGAUAUUUCACACCACCGCCUGCUGGUACGGUUCUUCCUCCGCCUGCUGGUACGGUUCCUACUCCGCCUGCUGGUACGGUUCCUACUCCGCCUGCUGGUACGGUUCCUACUCCGCCUCCCUCACCAAGACAGUGGCAGGGCGAGCCUCUCAUUAUCGAUUUGGACAGUCAACCUCCCCCAUCGGGGAGCACAGGGCCCUCAGCCCUCCUUACACGGGCCGAAGGAAGGAGUGGGUGUCUCGUAGGUGCCCAGAGGAUGGAGGAGGGGACACCGCCACAGCAGUACUUCGCUGCCUUGGCCGCUAUCGACGCUGAACUGCAGCAGCGCCGCGGGAUUUUAAAGUGUACUGUCGCGUUUGCUCCAACCACACACGACACACGUUGCGACCUCAGUUUCCCAAUGCAACAUCCUGCAACCGAUUUGCCGUGCCACGAAGAGGACGCUACGAUGCAGGCCCCGGAUGGUGAGUUCACCCCUAAUUUCCGCGAAAUGGGCACGAAAGAGUCUGCUUGGGCCGCGGAGGCGACCAAGCUUGAGGAGCAACUGGGGCCUUCUCAGCCACCAGCACACACCACCACAUUUGGUGGCCUUGUGUCUCCUUUACGUGCCGUCCAACAUACACCCAGCUCCAUACUGUUGAACUCUAAGCACUGGGCUCCGGAGGGGGUCCAAGGACAGACAGAAGAAGAGCAAGAAGACAGCGCCACCAACAGUGAUUUUGAGAUGUUGACUCCGGAGGAACAACAGCUGCUGGCGGAUCUUAGACGGGCAUUGAGUCGAAAAAGGUAG